GGCGGGCGAGGGACGCGCGGGCACGCCGAGUACAAGGUGGGCGGAGGGAGGGAGGGUGGCAGGGGGGGGGGGCACAGAAGCGGCCAGCAGAUGCGUCGAGCCGGAGGAGCCAGCAGCAGGCAUGUGCGUUGUUCCAGCUGAGCGCCAACUACAAUGUACGUGAGCUACCUCCUGGAGAAAGACGUCGCCAUGUAUUCUAACCAUAUGCGACACUCGGGACUCAACCACCAGAACUUCUCCGCCUCGGCCACGGCGCAGUACACCGACUACGGCAGCUACCACCACCCCCACCAUCACCAUGCCGUGCCGGACGCGAGCGGAGUGCACGGGACGCACUCUCACCACCCGCACCCGCACCACCACCCGCACCACCACCACCCGCACCACUCUCACCACUCCUCUCACCACCCUGCGCCGCCCAAGCCGAGCUGGCACUCGCCGUACGCGUCCGGCCGGGACGACGUGUGGACGGGCUACUCGCUGGCGGGACAGGGCGUCGCGCCGCCGCCGUCACCGGCACCACCGCCUCCUCCUCCUUCGUCAACCGCCGCUCCGCAGCCUUCGUCGCAGCCUCCCUCGGCAGCCGGCGGGGUGUCCAUGGUCACAAUCCAGCAGCAGCAGCAAAGUACUCCGUCUCCUCCCAGCCACAUGGGCGCGCCGUACUCUCCACCGCUAACGGACUACAGCGUGGCGCAGCAGCAGCAGCAACAGCAGCAGCAGCAGCACGCGCACUCGUUGGGGGUGCACGUUGGGUACCUGCCGGUAAUGUCCGGGGGGAUGGGCGGCGUGCAGGGCGAGGAGAGCUCCCCGGACAGCGUGCGCAAGAGCCCCUACGACUGGAUGCGGAGGAACGUACAGCCCGCGCCAAGCAUCUCAGGGAAGACCCGCACCAAGGACAAGUACCGUGCCGUAUACUCGGACCACCAGCGCUUCGAGCUGGAGAAGGAGUUCCACUUCAACCGCUACAUUAACAUCCGCCGCAAGGCCGAGAUCGCCGCCUCGCUGGGGCUCACCGAGCGCCAGGUCAAAAUCUGGUUCCAGAACCGAAGGGCGAAGGAAAGGAAGUUGAUCAAGAAGCAGCUGCAGCAGCAGCAACAUCAACAGCAGCAGCAGCAGCACCAGCAGCAGCAGCAGCAGUCGGUGAUCCAGACGGCGAUCGUGACGGGUCACGAUGGCACGCUGCACGAUCCCGAUUCUCUGGUGUCCGUGCCGGGCAUGAACGACGUGCACGUGGUCAACAUCGAGACGGUGCAGCGAUAACAACGCGGACGCACCACUCCCGCCCGCUCGCCCGCCCGCCCGCUCGCUCGCUCUAAAUAUAUAAACGCACGCAAAGAAUCUCCGCGACAGCGGCAGCAAAGACGCUGUACCACACGCACGCACGCGCGCGCACAAGGCGGCGACGGGAAGAGAAGCGAACUACCUGGGAAGGCGCCCAGCGCAAGCGUACAGAUCACGCGAGUAAGUCACCCCCGUUGGCGAGGUACAGACACAAGCAGGUGAUGGACGGCUCCAGACGACUCCUCUGGUCGUGUGAGAGAAUCACUGCCAGGGCCAAGUGGCGGCUCCUCGUGUGUGUGUGUUUUGGUGCACCUCCCAGGAAA
Molecule: messenger RNA, 1604 nt
Organism: Lethenteron reissneri (Far Eastern brook lamprey)
Lineage: Eukaryota; Metazoa; Chordata; Hyperoartia; Petromyzontiformes; Petromyzontidae
Gene: CDX2
Product: caudal type homeobox 2
Biological process (GO): embryo development; regulation of transcription by RNA polymerase II; cell differentiation
Cellular component (GO): nucleus
Molecular function (GO): DNA-binding transcription factor activity, RNA polymerase II-specific; RNA polymerase II transcription regulatory region sequence-specific DNA binding
Source: RefSeq, a predicted model, not a curated record